This is a messenger RNA of Parathielavia appendiculata, 950 nucleotides long. RefSeq names its product glycoside hydrolase family 12 protein. The record is from RefSeq and is a predicted model, not a curated record. Lineage: Eukaryota; Fungi; Ascomycota; Sordariomycetes; Sordariales; Chaetomiaceae. Gene Ontology annotation, biological process: polysaccharide catabolic process. Bases 25 to 765 code for a protein of 246 amino acids. Gene Ontology annotation, molecular function: cellulase activity. The transcript has 3 exons.
AAGAUAAGGUAUCAAAGCAUAAUUAUGAAGCUGGUGCUCCCCCUGAUCUCCACACUCGCCGCGGCGGCGCCGUAUCGCACGAGCAGACGGCAAGUAGCAACGCUGUGUGAACAGUACGGCUACUGGUCCGGCAACGGAUACGAAGUCAACAACAAUCUUUGGGGCGCCGGGUCCGCGUCUUCGGGUUCCCAGUGCACCUACGUCGACGGCAGCUCCAGCAGCAGUGUCUCAUGGUACACGACCUGGACUUGGGAAGGCAGCCCAGGAAGCGUGAAGAGCUACGCCAAUUCGGGGAGGCAGAUUGCUAGGGGCCAGACCAUCGCUUCUAUCAGGAGCAUGGCCACUUCGGUCUCGUGGGCGUACAACACCAGCAGCAUCCGGGCGAACGUCGCGUAUGACUUCUUCACCUCGGAGGACCCGAACCAUCCCAAUUCGGGAGGUGACUACGAGCUGAUGAUAUGGCUCGCCAAGUACGGUGAUAAUACCUAUCCCGUCGGCAGUGUCUCAGGGACCGUCACUGUCGCCGGCAACAGUUGGACCCUUUACGCCGGCAGUAAUGGUGGCAUGCAAGUCUACAGCUUCGUGGCCAUGAGCGCCAUGAACAGCUUUAGCGGCGAUGCCAAGGACUUCUUCAACUACCUGACAGACAACGAGGCUUUUCCCGCCGACACUCAGAACCUCAUCGUUUUCCAAGUCGGCACCGAAGCAUUCGAUGGCGGUCCGGCCACAUUUACUGUUUCCCAGUUCACAGCAAUCGUGGAUUGAAACAACGGACAGGCGAAGGCCACGAACCCGACGUCUUCGAGACAUGUCACCAAGCUGGUUCCUGGGCCGCACGAGAUAAUAUGAAUGAUGCGUGAUGAAUGUGUUGAUGGUUCAUGACCUUAUGACGGGAAAGAGAUCACGGUUGAGCGAACACCGUUUUGCCAGCCUUGGCUGUUAAUGCAGAG